This is a messenger RNA of Gavia stellata (red-throated loon), 1309 nucleotides long. RefSeq names its product osteoclastogenesis associated transmembrane protein 1 (gene OSTM1). Gene Ontology annotation, cellular component: cytosol. The transcript has 6 exons. The record is from RefSeq and is a predicted model, not a curated record. NCBI's taxonomy places the organism in Eukaryota, Metazoa, Chordata, Aves, Gaviiformes, Gaviidae. Bases 1 to 930 code for a protein of 309 amino acids.
AUGGCGCCGCUGCGCUGCCUGCUGCCGCUGCUGCUCGCCCUGGCGCUCGCCCUCGGCCCCGCCGCCGGGGAGGCGCGGCGGCCCCUGGCGCUGGAGGCGCUGGGCGAGGCGGAGGAGCUGGCGGAGGAGCUGUGGGGCGCGGGGCUGCCCGGCGACCUGCCCGAGCUGGAGCCCGAGUGCCGCCGCCUCCUCGCCGCCUUCGCGGAGGGCAGCGCGGCGCUGACGGGCUGCCUGGGCCGCCGCGCCCGCCCGGUGCGGCUCUGCCAGGCCUGCCACCGCCACUACCGCCGCCUCCUCGCACACUACGGCGACAUCGCCCGCGCCGUCGGGAAUUCUUCUGAGAGCCACAAUUGUGCCAAAAGCAUCUUGACCUCAGACAGGCUGCAGAUAGUUGUGACCCUUUCGGAGUUCUUUAAUGAAACCUGGGAGGCAGCCAACUGUGCAAAUUGUUUAAAGAACAGCAGUGAGGGAUUAUCAAAUUCUACUGUAGAAUUCCUGGAUUUAUUCAAUAAAUCUCUGACAUGUUUUGAACAUAACCUUCAGGGACAAACCAUCUAUCUAUCACCAAAUAACUACACAGAAGUAUGUAAAAACUGCAACGAAACGUACAAAAUGUUGAAUGACCUGUAUAACAACUUGCAAAGGAUGAACAGGCAAGGUGAUGAGUCUGGGCACUCCGCGCACUUGUGUAUCGACGUGGAAGAUGCAAUGAACAUCACUCGGAAGCUUUGGAGCAGGACUUUCAACUGUUCUCUUCCCUGCAGUGAUACAGUCCCAGUGAUUGCAGUUUCAUCCUUUAUUCUCUUCCUACCUAUUGUUUUUUAUCUUAGUAGCUUCCUUCACUCGAAGCAGAAGAAACGGAUACUCAUUUUGCCCAAGCGCAUCCAGUCAAAUGCCAGUCUUGUGAACAUCCAAGAAAAAUACAGCUGAGCUGCAAAACAAAACCUGAGAACUGCUGCUGGUAUACAGUGGGUACAAUUGUGUUGGAAUGAGGCUGGCACAAAAGAGGAGUUAAUUAUGGUUUAGUGUAAUGAUACAGAGCAACACAAGUUAAACAAAAUGCUGUCUGACUUCUAAGCAAGGAUAUUAACAAACAUGACAAGGCAGGGCUGUGUGACACUGUAUGGACUCUGGUUUUGAAAAAUCUGUGGGUUUUUUCAGUCUCAGGAUAAAGCUGGUGUUUUUCUGUUUCUAAGCUUUUGUACUUCUCAUCAAUAGAAUAGCUACACUUCCCUUGCGUGGUUUUUUUUUCCCCUCUUUAAUUUAUCAUAUUUGUUUCAUGGAAACCUGAGAUUCUUAAUCUCUUUGG